AUGUCCGCCGCCUGGCUCACUCCGCCCGUCACCCUGACGGGGAGUCGCGAGUUUACCUGCGACAGCUUUGGCUUUACCGAAGAGCAGUGUGAAUACUACCAGCAGCGCUGGCAUUUCUGGUUCAUCGCUGAUCACGUCUUUGCGCUGUCGACUAUUGCCUUUUUCAUGAGUGUCCUCGGCAUCUUCGUCAUUGGCAAUGUUGUCUCGCAAGUGCUGGGACAUCGCACAUGGCGCGGCUCUUCUCCGUGGCAGAAAGUGACGGCGCUGAUACGAUACUUGUCUUACCGCGGCUUCCAUGUCCAAACGCUGCGUUGGAACUCGGCCCCCUUGGGGAUGCUGCUCCUGGCAGCUGCUGGGACUGUCUUUUUCUUCUGCAUGGAUCUGAUUCCCCAGCCAUACUACUGGCCAAGUUUGGACUUUGGCGGCUCCCCGCCGUUGGGAACAAGAUCGGGAUGGAUGGCCCUGGCAUGUAUGCCUUUUGUCUUCGCGACGGCGAGCAAGUCGAACUGGAUUACACUCCUCACAGGCGUAUCGCAUGAGAAGCUUCAGGUGUUUCACCGAUGGAUAUCCUAUGCCUUUUUCGUCCUUGCCCUGAUGCAUACAUUUCCAUUCAUCGUCUAUCACAUCCGAUUUGGCGACAUGGUUAUGCAGUUUGAGAUGGGCCUUAUAUUCUACUGGACCGGUAUUGUGGCCAUUAUUUUGCAGGCCUGGCUUACCUUUGCUUCCCACAGUGUCAUUCGAAACUUGGGGUAUGAAUUCUUUAAAGCGACCCAUUUGCUCGCUGCUGCCGUGUUCGUCUUGAUAUUCUUCUGGCAUUGCGAUUACACACUGACUUCGUGGCACUACUUCAUUGCUACAGCCGCCGUGUACGUCCCCUGCUAUGUGUAUCCAUGGCUGCGGACCUGCUUUGAGUACGGCACGCGCGCAAAGGCCCAGGUCACCGUUGAAGAUGGCGGCUUUACGCGCAUUUCAAUCCCUGCAAACUUCACAUGGAUACCGGGACAGCAUUGCUUCCUCCGCUUCACUGGCUUUGGAUUCCUCCAAGCUCUCUCGGCGCAUCCGUUUACCAUAUGCUCGUUGCCAUCCAAAGGUAUAGAUGGGAAGUUUGAACUCAUCUUCUAUAUCCGCCAUCAACGCGGCUUUACGGCACGCUUGUACCAGCAUGCCCUGGAGCUCCCAGGUGCCUCCAUUCCUGUACUUGUUGAUGGCCCGUAUGGAGGGAUUAACUUGCAAUCAUACACCCAUAGUGACCGUCUUCUUGUCAUUGCAGGUGGAUCAGGUGCGGGCUGGACUUUACCCUUUAUUGAGCAGUUCAUCUUAAGCCAACCAAAGGCCGUUGAUGAAGAGUGUGGCCAGGCAGCAGAUCUUGACAGCACUAUGAAAGAAACGGGUAGUAAUGAGCGCAUCAAUUCCAGGCCAUUUACUCUGAGCGUCAUAGUGGCGACUCGAGAUUCUAGCAGUCGUAUAUGGUAUAUACGAACUGUCCAGCAGCUACUGUCCCGAUACUCGCAUAAAGAUUCUCUUUCCAAUAUUCGCAUCCAGCUACACCUGACUGGUCAGGCUGCACAAGAGGUGGAUCUUACCGAUGAAUCCUCUGGCUUUCCAGUAAUAUCGACUAAGCCCUCCUGCUCGCGAGAGAACAUCAUCGCCCCAGAAGAUGAAACACACACUCCGGCGUCGGCGCCUUUGAUCAAGGAACUCGAUGGCCGGCCUCAGCUUUCGCUCAUUGUGGAGGAAGAGGUGGCAAAAGUAACAAACGAAGGGGAGUCGCUUGCUGUUUAUGUUUGUGGACCUAUCAGCAAGCUCGAGCAGGUGUCAGCAACUUGCCACCAUCUGGGCUUCUUCAACAAUGUCGGCCUGUCAGUUCACUACAGACUCUCUCAACUCGUACCACCUACCGCUUUCGACCUUCGUCAUCUCAUCCACUUGGCUGUGGGAAAAGUUGUCAAAAAGUAUCGCAUACUCAGUGCCAUACCUGUCAAUGAAGACACUCCUGAUGCGCAUUUUGCCUCACUUCCUUCAGUAGAUCUAAGUCGAAGCAUCAAGUUCCUCACGCGAUCCCAGCCUUGGAAUGAUCUUGGGGAAGGGCAAGACCGCGAGCUCGAUGCCAUUCUUGAAGAUCAGCACAACACCGAUUUCAAGACUGGGUAUGGCACGGUGCCGUUUUGGCGCAUGAUUGUCCUGCAAAGCGCUGAGCAAAAGAUGGACUUUACGGCUGCAUUCAUCUACCAUCAUGCCAUUGGAGAUGGCGUGUCCGGGUUGGUGUUUCACAAAUCUUUCCAUGAUGCACUGGAAGCUUUUACUUCCACACCUGCGGCCUGCUUUAAAAGAGAAGAGACGGUGGCGCCAAAGGAAGAUGCGAUAAUCCUUCCAGCUCUCGGGCAACUGCAUCCUCUUCCAAUCAAUCCAGCACCCCCCGCCGAUGCCGCUGAGCCUCUUAAUCAAUGGACAGGUAACAGUAUUCAGCAUCCCUGCAAAUCUCGUUGGACUUGUUUCCAACUCUCACCAACUGUCUCCAAAUCCUUCUUCCUCAAAUGCAAGCAGAAUGGACUUUCAGUCACAUCUGUAAUCUCAUCUACUCUUGCCACGGUGCUAUUCGACAUUCUUCCGCCUGAUGUUGAGGCUCUCACCUGUAUCAUCCCCAUUAACAUUCGCCCAUGGCUUCAAUUGCCCCGAGAAGUCAGUGAUGAUGCAUUUGGAUCAUACAUCGAUGCCACUGGAGUUUUAUUCAAACGGCCAGAGCAGAUUCCCAAGGCCCCCCAUUCGGUUAACGACGUAUGGACCGCCGCUAGGAAAGUCUCGGGUAUGGUGAACGAUUACCUGAGCAAUGUCUCGCCUUCUGGAGAGCCUUACACGGCCGUUUCUGCUCUCGAGACUAUUCCUGAUGUCUCUGCCAUCUUCAAGCCAAUGAUUGGGAAGCCUCGGGACGCAGCAUUCGAAGUCACAAAUGUCGGAAUCUUUCCCACCCGCGCUACUUCAGAGACAAGCGAAGCUUCCAUCUGGCAGGUUGGCAAAGUGGUUCUCAGUCGAAGCUCUCUGGUCACUGGUGCCGCAGUCACUGUCAGCGUUGCUACCGGCGGAGAUGGCUCAAUGACAAUUGGAUACAGCUGGCAAGAGGGCGUCGUGAGCGACGAUCUGGUUGAAGAGAUCAACAAGCUUGUUGGAGAAUGCCUGAGAGAAAUGUAG
Messenger RNA from Trichoderma gamsii, 3186 nucleotides. RefSeq lists its product as hypothetical. The transcript has 7 exons. Gene Ontology annotation, cellular component: plasma membrane. Lineage: Eukaryota; Fungi; Ascomycota; Sordariomycetes; Hypocreales; Hypocreaceae. Bases 1 to 3186 code for a protein of 1061 amino acids. Gene Ontology annotation, biological process: iron ion transport; intracellular iron ion homeostasis; copper ion import. The record is from RefSeq and is a predicted model, not a curated record. Gene Ontology annotation, molecular function: ferric-chelate reductase activity.